CCUUGAUGUUGAAGUUGUAGAUUGUAAAAAGUUUUGUUUGCUUAUUUUUCUUGUCCAGAGAAAAAUCCACCAAAUAAACAAUGCCAGGCAAGGUGGGUGUCAAAAUUAAAGCUGGCAGGAAUCUGCCUGUUAUGGACAAAUCAUCGGACACAACAGAUGCCUACGUAGAAAUAAAAUUGGGCAAUGUGACACACAAAACUGAUGUCUGUAGAAAAAGUCUUAAUCCACAAUGGAAUACAGAUUGGUUUCGUUUUGAAGUUGAUGAUGCAGAGCUACAAGAUGAACCCUUGCAGAUACGUCUUAUGGACCAUGACACCUACUCAGCAAAUGAUGCAAUUGGCAAAGUAAAUAUUGGUUUAAAUCCCUUAUGUUUAGAAACUUCCGGCCAAACCACCCAAGGCAAAGGCACUGUUCUUUCUGGAUGGAUACCAGUGUUCGACACUAUGCACGGCAUACGUGGUGAAGUCAAUGUCAUUGUCAAAGUGGAUUUAUUUUCAGAUGUUAACAAAUUUCGCCAGAGUUCCUGUGGCAUACCGUUCUUCCAUUCUCCCUGUAUACCAAUUGGUUAUCGUGCUCAAGUUAUUCAUGGUUUUGUAGAGGAGUUAGUAGUUAAUGAUGAUCCUGAAUAUCAGUGGAUUGACAAGAUACGAACACCUAGAGCUUCCAAUGAAGCUCGUCAGGUAGUUUUUCUGAAAUUAUCGGGUCAGGUUCAGCGAAAAAUGGGACUGAAAGCCAUAAAUAUGGGCGCCAAUGCUGUUAUAGCUUAUACACAAUGUUUCGACUUAGAAGGUGACGUUGGCGUGGUGGCUCGUGGCAUAGGCACCGCUGUGACCUUGAUCAAAGACACUACUAAUCAACCAACUUCGGCAGACAAUGCUUUAAUUGAAGAACGCACUCUAAAAUAUUUAGAAUUUUUAACAGGCGCUAGUAUUAAUCCACGUCAGAAGUCUUCCUCAACGUUGUCAUUUAGUAAACUCAAUUUCGAUAGUUCUCUGUUAGAUGUCAGAGAAGCCGAUUCAGAUCCCGAGUCACAGCUAAUGAUGGAUCUUAUACGACAAGAGGAGGGUCGUGGCGGUAGACGCAUAAAAAAGUUUACUCAUAAAAUGAAGCAUCUUACCAAUUCAUCACGUAAUAUUUUAAAUGAUAAAUAUGCUUUAUUAAUGCGUAAAAUCGAUGAACAUUCAAGAUCAUCCUCUAGUGGUUCAAGAUCCCUAAGUAGUGUUAUAUAUUUUCCCACUAAAAAUGUGAACAUGCGAUCAGAAUCAAAUUCUAUGUUGGAUGUGCGUAAAGCGAAGAAAAGUUGGACGCACAGUGAACCCAUAUCAACUGGUAAGAAAUUGCAAAAAACUACACAUCCUAUUGUGCGAUCGGUCAGUGAUGAUUCGGCCAUGAAGCAGCCGACACCAUCCUUUAAUACUCAAAUUCAUAAGACAACGUCAAAAGAUCAAAGAGUGGGCUCGGAAUCGACCAUAAGUACACAAUCAUCGCCGGAUGUGUGUUCUACCGAACAAUGUUCUUGUAAUUUUCCACACAAUGUUGACAUGUCCUCUUGUCUGGAAAUGCAUAAUAUUGUGGCAAACGUCGAAGUCAAUGUUGCCAAUAAAAAAACUGAUAAGAAUGCUGACGACAUUUUAGAAAAUCCCGAUGAAUUUAGCUUUAAUUCCGGUAGACGUUUCUCCUCACAGCCCGAUUUAGUUAAUUUUGCAACAAAUUGCGCUAGUUCUCAUUUGCACUCACAAUCUCUUAACAAUGUAAAUAUAGCUCCAAUGCCAGCUAAUUUAGCUUGCAAACAAACUAUAAAAAAGAAUUUCAAUACUCGUCCAGCAUCUAUUGUUUUAGCCAGUACUACUGAGGGAAAUUCAUUUUGUGUGGCCAGUGAUCGUUUGAUGGCAGCAACAGCUAUGAUGCGUAUGGGUCCAGCUAUAGGUAAAUCAUCGAAUUCAGAAGGCAUGGAUAUGUUGGAAUAUCCAUUUUUAACUAUGACCAAAUAUCCACCUGGUCUGAUACUGCAUAUUGGGGCAACUGUGGCGGCUAGAUCGGUAAAACUAUUGGAAAGAGUACCCAAUCCAGAUGAGCCAGAAAUCCGUGAUUCCUGGUGGACAGAAUUACGCAUGGAGAUUAGAUCACAUGCACGAUCUUUAGGUUGUAAUGUGGUACUUGGUUAUUCCGAGUUAACCACUAUAUCCGACGAUGUUUGUGUUCUUUCGGCCACUGGCACUGCAGCCAUUAUAAUUAUGGGCUAUAAUCGUUCCAUAUCACAAAAUGAUAUUUUUAAUAUAACAAAAACUGCUGGUGGCAGUGGUAUGUCAGUAUCUCUAGAAGAGAGAAAUGUUAUUAACAGUGAUCCUAAUGCCAAGGAUAUGGGCAGUGGUAUAUCCAAUGGUUCUGUAGGUAAACGUUAUGGACUUCCUGCUAUGCUAAAUGUGUCAAAAACUUCUUGUACCGUGUGCCAUGUACCCUACAAUGUCACUUCGGUGCCAUUCAAUGUUAAAAUGAAAAAAUGUGCAAUAUGUUUAAAGGGUCGUGUGCCAGAUGUACUAUUGGCCACUUUAGAAGUACCCGAGUCCAUACAAGUAACAGGACGUGGUUGUUUUCUACAGGCUCAAGUAGUUAGAGCUAAAAAAGAUUUACGCUCCGAACUGAAUGCUAAAGAAAUUUCCGAUGGUCUACCCUUUUUGGAAUACGAACUACAUCGUGUGCUCAUUAAUAAGCUUAAAGCCAAGGGUAUGAAUGCUAUCUUUGGCUUGAAAGUACAAGUAUCUAUAGGUGAACGUAUGAUUGCCUUGGUAGCCACUGGCACUGCACUCUUCAUCACAGCAUUACCCGUACCACAAGUACCUAAAAUAGUUGCUGGCAACUCUUGGACUGAUAAGCAAAAACUAAAUGAAUUACAAAAGAAACUACAGGAGACAUUUGAACGUUAUCAGGAGAUCUAUCAAUUGAAAUCCAUAGAUCAGGAUAUGUUGGACAAAAGUUCCGAUACCGAUGACUCCGAUGAAGAAGGUGUCGAUGUAGAUUUAAAUUGCGGCAAUAAGGAUACUUGUGUUUUGGAAGUUGAUGAUAUCGAAGAUUUAGAAAUUAUAUCACUGCUAAUGGAAUCACAACCACCGGAAGGUUUUCAUGUUGUUAGUACUCAAAAAGUUCCCGGCAUGAUGGAUAUAGAAGCGGUUAAGAACUUGCAAAUGUUUACACAGGUGUGGAGGGCAAAAACCGAUACGGGUCAAACUGUUACCGGUUUUCCUAAGCAUUUUCAAAGAUUGAUGCAGAUUAUUUAUUUCAAAUUACGCACUAUGAUACCAUGCGCCAUUUGUGAUUUAAAAUUUAAAUUGGAUUUCCCAGAAAGUGAUCAAAUUCAAAUUUUAGUUACCGGUAUGGCUUUGGGUCUAGGCGACCCCAAUAAAUUGAAAAACAAACGUAAAAAUGUAACCAAUGGUCAAUCGGAUAGUAAUGACUCUAUGAGUCAUACCCAUUCGGCUGGUGAGAUUAAUAAUAAAAAAUUACAACAGCUACAACAAGAGGAAGAUUAUAUGUUCCCUCUGGAUGAAGAUCACAUGGUGGAGACACCAACACCAGCUACCAAUAUACCGCUGUUUGGAGCACAAUUAUUUAAAAAUCGUAAAUCAUCACCCAUACAAUUGUCUUCGGCUCCCGGAUCAAUGCGUCAAAGACAUAAUCGUGUAUACGAACGUAAUGGUGUGGAUAUAACACCUUUGAGUUUUAUACCGGGAGGUAAAAUUGAAAAGUAUUUGGGUAAUUUAAAUUUCUUCUUUAUAAGAGAGAGCACAUCUAUAAGGGAAAAUGGUGGCAUAAGUGGCUUUGUCCAUGGCUUUAUCACAGAGCUAUUGGCUGUUGUUAGAGCUCAUAUAUCGGCCUUAGGCGGCAAUGCCAUGGUGUCAUUUUACUUAACCGAAUUAAUAUUAUUCGAUAAUCAACAUAAAAAUCAAGGUCAAUGUCUUAUAAGUAUUGGUGGCGAUGCGGUUUAUGUUUCAUAUCAUCAAGAUGACUAAUAUGUUUGCUGCAACAAUAAUAAAAG
Molecule: messenger RNA, 4033 nt
Organism: Lucilia cuprina (Australian sheep blowfly)
Lineage: Eukaryota; Metazoa; Arthropoda; Insecta; Diptera; Calliphoridae
Product: C2 domain-containing protein 5
Exons: 14
Coding region: 81-4007 (1308 amino acids)
Biological process (GO): protein localization to plasma membrane; intracellular protein transmembrane transport; positive regulation of vesicle fusion
Cellular component (GO): plasma membrane
Molecular function (GO): calcium ion binding; calcium-dependent phospholipid binding
Source: RefSeq, a predicted model, not a curated record